GUUGAAUUUAAAAAGCCCCAACUCAGACUCAGACUCCAGUUAAUUCAUUUCUCAGUGUACAUGUAACACCAGAGGACAGAGAAUGAAGGAAAUACCACUGUCUGUCAUUAUUGUACUACACAUCUGGUCCUACAGUGUUAAAGCUCAAGAAUCUGGAAAAGUCUGUGAAAGACCCCAACUGGACAAUGGCUUUGUUGACCCGGAGCAGAACAUGUACCAGGAUGGCAUGACUUUGACUUAUGCCUGUGAUAAAGGUCUGAAAACACCAAUGGAAGGCUGGUGGGGGAUGAUUACAUGUGAGAAUGGUAGAUGGUCUGAUACUCCUCUGUGUACGGCCAGUCGUUCUUGUGAUGCACCUCCUCAAGUGAACCAUGCAACCGUUGUUCAACAAUAUCAAAACAACUUUAGUAAUGGAUCAAAAGUGGUUUAUAAAUGCAAAAGAUCCUACAUAAUGGAAGGGAAUGCAGAUGUAGUCUGCCUUUUAGGAGAAUGGACCUCCGCCCCCACAUGCAGUCAUGAGACCUUACGGAAGUGUAGGGACAAGGAGUUUCAGUGCAGUAACAGAAGGUGUAUACCGACCAUCUGGAGGUGCGACAAAGAUGACGACUGUUCCGACAACAGCGACGAGGAAAACUGUGAAUAUGAACUACCAUGUCAUCCCAUUCAGGUUAUGAAAAAGUAGAUCCAUAAUGGGUUGUUCAUGAUGAAGAUGUGACUUACCGAAAGACCCGAGGAUGGAUAAUACCUUGUCCAGUUGUGCACAUAUUACAACAUAUGUGUAUUUUCUUAACAGGGCUAGGAACAGCAAAUCACCCGAAGAGAGGAAAAGAAAAAUAGAUUGUUUAGGAUAAAACUGAUAAAUGUAGCUUUUACAUUUGGGUUAUGAUAUAGAAAAUGAUUUAUAGCACAAGGGCUUCAAAAUUCAAGAGGCACUCGCACAUCUAAACAGUCUUUUUUGCAGGUGCAUGGUAACAGUUGAACAAGAUGAAGGAAAAAGGAAACCGCACACUGCUCUUGAUAGUAUCACUGAUCUUUAAUGAGCUUACGUAUCGGCCUCACGGCCUUCGUCAGGGCUUUUAGCACAAGGGGUUCAAAUGGAGGGGAGCAGAGUAGGGUUCCAUCAUGACCGAUCUCCAUCAUCUUAGGACUGGAUAGAGCCUCCUGGGUGGUGCAGUGGUCUAAGGCUGUGCCAGUAGAUAUCCUGGUUCGAGUCCAGGCUUUGUCGCAGCCGCCCAGCCGGCAGGGAUGUUCUUGUCCCGUUGCGCUCGAAUGACUCCUGUGGUGGGAUGAGUGCAAUGCAUGCUGACAUGAUCACUAGGUGUGCAAUAGUAAAGAACUGCUCAUGACUGGAUUACAUUUGGAAACAACAAUAUGAAACUGUCAAUAAAUUAAUGUGUAUGUGGGACACUGAUCCUCCUGUAUCUUA
Molecule: messenger RNA, 1426 nt
Organism: Oncorhynchus keta (chum salmon)
Lineage: Eukaryota; Metazoa; Chordata; Actinopteri; Salmoniformes; Salmonidae
Product: complement factor H-like
Exons: 6
Coding region: 83-682 (199 amino acids)
Molecular function (GO): protein binding
Source: RefSeq, a predicted model, not a curated record